AUGAUGUUCACCGACGUAGGUCUCGUCACUGGCGACAUUCAGCUCUCCCCUGAGGCGUUCUGUCUUAUCAUGACAACUGAAAUUUUAAGAUCAAUGCUCUACAAUGGCUCAGAAGUUAUUCAAGACUUAGAGUGGAUAGUGUUCGACGAAGUCCAUCGUAUAAAUAACGCGGAAAGAGGGCAUGUGUGGGAGGAGAUUCUUAUUAUGCUUCCAUCUCAUGUGAAGAUUGUGAUGCUACCGGCCACAGUCCCAAAUUGUAUCGAAUUUGCAGAUUGGGUCGGGCGUAUUAAAAAUCGGAAAAUUAAUGUGGUAUCUACUGUUAAACGGCCAGUACCUCUAGAGCAUUACUUAUACACAGGACAAGACGGGAAGACUAAAAAGGAUCUUUUCAAAAUUGUGGAUAUGAAUGGCAGCUGGCUAGAUGUGGGAUAUAAGAAGGCUUCGGAGGCGAAGAAUGCGUUGAUUAAACGCGAUGCUCCUUCCAGUCAAGGAAGAUGA
Molecule: messenger RNA, 498 nt
Organism: Necator americanus (New World hookworm)
Lineage: Eukaryota; Metazoa; Nematoda; Chromadorea; Rhabditida; Ancylostomatidae
Exons: 1
Coding region: 1-498 (165 amino acids)
Biological process (GO): nuclear-transcribed mRNA catabolic process, 3'-5' exonucleolytic nonsense-mediated decay
Cellular component (GO): Ski complex
Molecular function (GO): RNA helicase activity; ATP binding; nucleic acid binding
Source: RefSeq, a predicted model, not a curated record